This is a messenger RNA of Zonotrichia leucophrys gambelii, 4337 nucleotides long. RefSeq names its product formin binding protein 1 (gene FNBP1). The transcript is spliced from 20 exons. The record is from RefSeq and is a predicted model, not a curated record. Bases 190 to 2223 code for a protein of 677 amino acids. Gene Ontology annotation, biological process: signal transduction; endocytosis. Gene Ontology annotation, molecular function: protein binding. Lineage: Eukaryota; Metazoa; Chordata; Aves; Passeriformes; Passerellidae.
UCGCCCCCCCCGCCCCGCGCCGCCCGGGCCAUUUUGCGGCGCGAUGAGGCGGGAGCGGCGGUGAGCAGCGCCUGUCCCGCCCGCUCCGCUCGCACCGCCGGGCACGGCCCUUCCCGGGGCGAGCAGGCACAGCCAGGGCAUCAGCGGCACCGGAGCGCCCCCCGCCCGCCCCUCAGCGCCGGCGGAGCCAUGAGCUGGGGCACGGAGCUGUGGGACCAGUUUGACAACUUAGAAAAACACACUCAGUGGGGUAUUGAUGUUCUGGAAAAGUACAUCAAGUUUGUAAAAGAAAGAACAGAGAUUGAACUCAGCUAUGCAAAGCAGCUUAGGAAUCUUUCAAAGAAAUACCAACCCAAGAAGAACUCCAAAGAGGAGGAAGAAUACAGGUACACAUCAACUAGAGCCUUCCUAGCCACUUUAAAUGAGAUGAAUGACUAUGCUGGGCAGCAUGAGGUGAUCUCAGAGAACAUGACCUCUCUGAUCACUGCCGAGUUAACGCGCUACGUGCAGGAGCUGAAACAGGAGAGGAAAUCGCACUUCCAUGAUGGCAGAAAGGCACAACAACACAUUGAAACUUGCUGGAAACAACUUGAAGCAAGUAAAAGGAGAUUUGAACGUGAUUGCAAAGAAGCUGACCGAGCACAGCAGUAUUUUGAGAAAAUGGAUGCUGACAUCAAUGUGACAAAAGCAGAUGUUGAAAAGGCAAGACAGCAAGCCCAGCUAAGACAUCAGAUGGCAGAAGACAGCAAAGCUGAAUAUUCUUCCACCCUACAGAAGUUCAACAGUGAGCAGCAUGAGCAUUACUACACACACAUACCAAACAUCUUCCAGAAAAUACAAGAGAUGGAGGAAAGAAGAAUCGUGAGGAUAGGGGAAUCCAUGAAAACCUUUGCAGAAGUCGACCGCCAAGUGAUCCCCAUCAUUGGGAAGUGUCUGGAUGAGAUAACAAAGGCUGCAGAAUCAGUGGAUCACAAGAAUGAUUCCCAGAUGGUAAUAGAAGCCUUCAAAUCAGGGUUUGAGCCUCCGGGAGACGUCGACUUUGAGGAUUUCACACAGCCCAUGAAGAGAACAGUGUCUGAAUCCAGCCUUUCCAACUCCAGAGGGGAUGGGAAGUCAGAACCCAAGUUUGGCAGCAAAUCCAAGGGCAAGUUGUGGCCAUUCAUCAAGAAAAAUAAGAUAAUAGAAACGCUACUGGGCACUAAGCUUAUGUCCCUUUUAACAUCCCCCCAUCAGCCCCCUCCUCCUCCCCCUGCCUCUGCCUCACCCUCUGCUGUUCCCAACGGCCCCCAGUCUCCCAAGCAGCAAAAGGAACCCCUCUCCCAUCGCUUCAACGAGUUCAUGACCUCCAAACCCAAAAUCCACUGCUUCAGGAGCCUAAAGCGCGGGCAGACACAGUCUUUGUAUAUUCACAAAGAACUCAUGAAGAGGACUUUAGGGACACCCACGUGUGCCGUUGAGGCUAGGGAAUAUGUUCUUUCUCUCAAGCUGAUAAAUCUGAAUACACAGGUCUGGAGUCUAAUAGAGGGAGCAGGCCCAGAAGACUUCAGCAAUCUCCCACCUGAGCAAAGAAGGAAGAAGCUUCAGCAGAAGGUCGAUGAACUGAACAGGGACAUUCAGAAGGAGAUGGAUUCAAGAGAUGCCUUAACAAAGAUGAAAGAUGUGUACAUCAAGAACCCCCAGAUGGGAGAUGCAGCGAGCGUGGACCACAGAUUGGCAGAGCUGGGGCAGAACAUUGAAAAGCUGCGGUUAGAAGUGCAGAAAUUCGAGGGCUGGCUGGCGGAGGUGGAGGGGCGGCUGCCGGCGCGGAGCGAGCAGCCCCGGCGCCAGAGCGGGGUCUACGAGGCACAGAACGCAUCGGGAGUGAACAGCUGUGCCCAGGACAGGGAGAGCAGCCCCGAUGGCAGUUACACAGAAGAGCAAAGCCAGGAGACUGAGAUGAAAGUACCUGCAACAGACUUUGAUGAUGAGUUUGAUGAUGAAGAACCACUACCCACCAUAGGAACGUGUAAAGCUCUCUAUACAUUUGAAGGUCAGAAUGAAGGAACAAUCUCUGUAGCAGAAGGAGAGAUGCUCUAUGUCAUAGAAGAAGACAAAGGGGACGGGUGGACGCGGAUCCGAAGGAACGAAGAUGAGGAGGGCUAUGUCCCCACGUCCUAUGUUGAAGUCUAUUUGGACAAAAAUGCCAAAGAUGUGCACAAACCACUUCAGAAAAUCUCUGAGUAGGUUUGCAUAGGCCUGUCCACCCUUUAUUCUCCUGGUUUGCUGCUACGGUUGUUUUAAGAGCUCUGUUUGAGAAGGUUUUCUUUAGAAGAGAUGAAUGCACAUGUCACAUCUCCAUCACUGAAAGACUUUGUUAGGUACCAGGCUGGCUCUGAAAUGAAGGUGCUGCCCUGACUGUGUCCAUUUAGUGCAAACAGCACUGUUGUCCUUCUGAAUAGAAGGGAGAGCUGCAGGCUCUGCUCCCCUGGGAUUCCUGCAGGAGGCUGCUCUGUGCACACCUGGGUGUAGCAUCUUGCAGGGCUUUUCUGUACCUGUCUGGUGUCUGGUGCUGAGAACUCAAACACAGGAACUGGUUGGGCCUUUGAGCUCGAGACUGACCCCCUGUGUCACUGACCAUGGUACCUCAUCAUCUGCUUGGCAACAAAACUCUUUCACUGAGGGAUCUUGUGAAAUCCUGUGACACAAAAAAUCCUGCAUGGAGUGCCCAGCUCUGUGCAAACCCUGCACUGUGCUGUUCCCUUCCAGCCACACCAGGCUGUUUGUGUGGGUGACAUGCAGGAAUGGAGGUUGAACUUCUUAUAAAACCUAUUUUGGAGCUGUGGGCUGAUGAGCAUUUUGGCUCCUGUUCCUCCUUAUCUCUGAUGAUAUCAGUGAUUCCUUCUGGGCAGCUCUGGCAUUCCCAGUGCUGCAGCUCUGCUCUUUGCUGUAACCAUCAUGCAGAGCUUUGACUUAUAUAAGUAAAUAGGUAAAAGUUAACCACGCUGAUGCACUUUUUAUCUAGGAUAUAUCUGAUUAUUUAAUGCUUGCCAAAUUAUUUAGGAAUUGGUAAUUAUAAACUGGACUGUGGCUUUUAAAAAUCCUUUUGUUAAAUACGUGCCCUUAGUUCUCCCAGUAUAUAUAAAAAAAUUGUAUAUAACAUAACUUAAAGACUAAAGUUACUUGAAUUUGAAUUGUUUUUAUCCUUUUAUAUGUGUAUAAAUAUAAAUGGUUUUAUAGGCUGUUCUUCUGCUUAACCCAGCUGUUUUGGUAACUGCUCAGUCCCUCUGAUGUUGAUAAGUGUUUUUGGUUACUCAGCUGCCUGCACCUGGACUUGCACAGGAGCUGCUGUUGUGUGUUAAGGUUUGUUCAAUCUGGCCAGUGUGGUUGUCUUGUUUCUAUUCUUAUUUUUUAAAGAAUCAUCAUCUGUCAGGAAUCUCUUUAUAGCUUGAUGUACCAUGGUGUCUUCUUCUAAUAAACAUUAUAUUUUCUCAUUCCUGUGAGGUUUUGGUUUUUGAGUUUUUUUAAUGACAGUAACUAGUAGAUGGCAAUGAUUAGUGACAAAAAAUAGUGGCUCCUAAGGAACAGCAAAUAGCCCAGAGCUGCUUCUCAUUCUAAGCACAAAUGCAAUUCUUCUCAAGAAAAAUGUUUUAUUGUGGCUCUUUGGAAACUUCUUUGUGCUGUCAUUUGGAAGGAUUUGAUGGAAGUGGGUGCAAAGGGGGUGAGAAGGUUCCCCUGGUUUCUCAAAUGCAAAGGAAGUUUGGACUCAUCCUGUAUUCCCUUGGAUACAGCAGUUUGGGCCAAAUCACGUCCUGGAUUGUGGCUUCACUUGGCCAGAGGCAAAACUUGUCCUCAGCCCCCAUUCUGUGGGAACAGGCAUGGCCAGAGGAGGCUUUGGAGGCUUGGGCUGCUUCUGACCUGCACUUUCCUGGCUUCUCUGGAGAGGGAAAGGCCUCUGCAGCCUGUGGAGGAAAGGAAAGCUCUGCAUCCCUCUGCAAAUUCUUUGAUUUAAUUUCCUGUUGUUGUUCAGUGUCACUGAUGGUCUCUGGAGCUGUCACUUGAACAGAUGCACUUCUGCUUUGCUGACAGAAAAUGGAAAAGCUGUUUGUUUUGUCAGUGGCACGAAGCAGGUGCUGGCAGGGUCCUGCCCCUGUGCUUUCCUCCCAGAGCACAGCAGAAUCCCAGGGAUGCUCAUCCCAGGCUGCAGGGAAGGGCUGAGGGUGCAGAGUUUCUGAGUCAGGAGCCUUCCCAAGCCCUGUAACCCAGUGGAUGCUUCAUUGCUUUAUUCCUUUAACCUCCUGCAGGCAGAGCUGCUCUUAAGGGACCCCAUUUCCCCCAGCCUCUUUCUAAUCCAGUCUCUU